GACAUAUGCUGCGUUCUCGAUGUCGCUGGAUAUCGAUUAAAACGCGAGCUUCACAGUUGACACACAUGUUUUGUGGUACGCACGUCGUCUUAAAUAUUUCGGAUAUUCCAAUGGAUUUCCCAUUUUUUGUUUGUGGAAACUAUACCUAGGAAAAUUUAAGGCAGCGGCCAUCCCCACAAAUUAAAGUAGAAGCCGUGAUUUUGGACAGCCCAGGAUAGACCAUGGCCUUCUGAAACUAUAAGGAAUUGGAGUUUGUGGCAUUGCUUAUAACUGGGUAAUAUUGUAGUGACAACUCAAAAAUCUGAUAAGGGAUGGUGUGACAUGAUUGGUCUAGCAUGUAGAAAAAGAAUGUAAAUGAAAGUCUGGAGUCAUUUUAUAAUAUAAUGUAUGACUGUUUGGGCAAAACUGUUCCUAAACAGCUUAAAAAAAGUGCAAUUUCCAAACCUCGAUUUCCUGUAUGCUACUCCUUGGAUUUAUUGCGCAAAUGAUGAGUUUGGAACUGUUGUUAGAUGCCCACCUAACUCAUGUGGAUUAAUACUUGGGGAGUUUUAUUCUUACCUUAACUUUUUUCAAAGGAAUUUUGUGCCAAAUGAUAGAAAUGCUUUUCUUGAUCUCACUUUUACAAAUAGGAAUGAUCUAGUGGUGAGUGAAGCUGUUGACUGUGUUUUUGAUAAAUCUGUCUAUCAUAAGCCUUAUCAUUUUGAAUUAACUUUUAACAAUGGUAAAGAAAAAACUUUAAAUUUUGUACAGUUCUUCUAUGACUUUAGAAAUGCAAAUUAUUUGGGUGUUAAUAGUUAUUUGUGUGGAGUUGAUUGGGACCAUGUUUUGAAUGUAAUUAAUAUUGAUGAUGCGGUUUCAGAGUUCUAUCAUAUAUUGAAUAUGGCUAUAGCUUUGUUUGUGCCUCUUAAGAGAUUCAAAACCUCGUCUUUUCCCAGUUGGUUUUCAGGGGAGUUAAAGUACUUGAUCCAGCAAAAGAAAAUUUCACAUAAAAAAUAUCAGUCUAGUCAUACUGUUGCAGACUACGAAGUCUUUUCAGAUCUUAGAGCUAGGUGCAAAACUCUAAAGGAGACUUGUUACCAGAACUUUAUUUCAAAUUUGGACCAGUUACUUUAUACAAACCCCAAAAGUUUUUGGUAUAAGUUUAAUAACAGGAGAGCAACGAAUAGGCUUCCUGAUUUGAUGACCUAUAAUGAUGGGGAGUUUGCAGGUUGUGAACAAAUUGCAGAGGGGUUUGCCAGGUUUUUUUCUACUGUCUAUAAUGGAGAUAAUAUUGUCUUACCUUCUCGGCAGGCUGGUGUAAACAUGACUAUUCCAAAUCCUAAAUUAUCUAUUGGAUUAAUUUUUGAUAAGAUCUUUCGAUUACCCCUUAAACUUAGUGCUGGCCCUGAUGGUAUACCCAAUUAUUUUUUGAGAAAAUGUGUAUGUGCCCUCUCUUAUCCCCUCUCUAUUUUAUUCAGUAGGUCUUUAGACUUGACAGUUUUUCCAUCCGAGUGGAAACUCAGUUUUAUUACGCCUAUAUUUAAAUGUGGUGCUGCUAAUGAAAUGAUCAAUUACAGGAGUGUGUGUGUACAGUCUGCCAUCCCAAAACUUCUAGACAGUCUUAUUUAUGACCAAAUUAAUUUUUAUUGCAAAGAACUUCUGUUGAAAAAAAUGAACAGCAUGGCUUCAGUCGUGGCAAGUCUGCUAUUACAAACUUGUUGCUGUAUCAGGGUGCUCUGUUAAGUGCUUUGGAGAGGGGUGAACAGGUGGAUGUAAUAUAUACAGACUUUUCCAAGGCAUUUGACAGUGUCAACCAUAGCUUAUUAUUAGAAAAAUUGAGACUUUUUGGUUUUUCAGAUUGUUUGGUGGCCUGGUUUGCGAGUUUUCUUUCUGACAGAUUUCAGCAGGUACAAAUUGGGGAUGCUAGGUCGCAUCUUAUCAGUGUGACCUCUGGGGUUCCACAGGGUGGUCAUUGUUCUCCCCUGUUGUUCAAUAUUUUCAUUAAUGAUAUUUUGGUUUGCUUUAAAAAUAGUAAUUUUUUGUUAUUUGCCGAUGAUUUAGUUAUUAAAGUUUUAUAAGGUGAUCAGUUCAGAACAAGACAUGGUUCUCUUGCAAGAUGAUCUGAAUAGAUUGUGUGAAUGGUAUGUUGGUAACAGUUUGGCUCUGAAUGUGGGUAAAUGCAGUUACAUUAGUUUCUACAAAAGAAACAAACGGGUAACUUCCUCCUAUACUAUUGAUAAUGUUAAUCUUAGGUACACUGAAGUAGUAAAGGACCUUGGUAUCUUUUUUGAUGAACAAUUGAAUUUUAAUACCCAUGUAAAUACUAUUAUAACUAAAGCAUCUAAGGUCCUUGGUUUUGUCCUGCGCAAUUGUAAGGAUCUGUCGGUUGAAACUUGCAAAAGGUUGUACAUAUCACUUGUUGUCUCUUUGUUGGAGUAUGGAUCAAUAAUUUGGUCUCCUCUGUACAUGAAUAAUUGUAUGGCACUGGAGAGGGUUCAAAAUAAAUUUCUACGAUUCUGCCUUUAUAAACUUCGCAUUCCAGUUCCUAAUGACCAUUGUUAUGAUGAAGCAAUGAACUUGCUGAAUAUGCGGAGUUUACUUAAGAGACGCACUGAGAAUGAUUUGGUGUUUAUUUAUAAACUUUUAAAUGGCCUUGUGAUUUGUCCCAAACUACUUAAUAGGAUUUCAUUUAAUAUUCCAUACCGUAAUCUGAGGGCAAAUCGAUUGUUUUCUUUGCCUUAUCAUCGUACCAACUAUGCUAUGCACUCGCCUGUCGAAAGGACCUUGAGGCUGGUAAACUGGAAUUGAAGUUUUAGGAAUUUCCUUAUUGCAUUUUAGGAGUCUUAUUAAGAGUUUGUAGGAUUUUGUUUUUUGAAUUAAUUUUGCUCCAUGAUUAAUAAUUUGAAAUACAUUUGAUCAUUGUCAUUUAUAAUAAUAUAUUUUGUUUUUUCUUAGCUAAUUUUGCAUUGUUAAUUGUUCUGAUUUUGAGAGAAUAUUGUUACUACUUGUAAAACGGUUUAAUUAUCCUUGGUAUUAAGAUUAAGUCUGAUAAUUAUUGUUAAUUAGUAAUUAGUGGUUAGGUAGUAUAGCUUUUAUUUCUUUUUCAGAAAUAUAUAUAUUUUUUGUAAUGGGGUUGAUCCCGUGUAUAAUUAAAUAAAUAAAUAAAUAAAAAUUAGAAAUAAAAAUAAAUUACACAAAUUAUUUACAAAAAAACAAUCGAUGGACUCAUGAUGAACAUGUUUCUAAACCUGCCAGAGUGUACCAUCUUACAAAUUUAAUCAACCUGUAUUUUCAAAAAGGAGUUUUUCCCAACUGCCUUAAGAAAGCAAUAAUAAUUCCUUUACAUAAAGGAGGAGAUAAAGAUCAGUCUUCCAACUAUCGCCCAAUUGCUCUUCUUCCCACACUAUCAAAAAUUAUUGAAAGAUUAGUUAAAAAAAGGCUCCUAUCAUUUCUACUGAAAUUUAAAAUACUCACUCCUCAACAAUUUGGAUUUCUAAAUAACAAAUGCACAAAUGAUGCUAUAUUUUCCCCUUUUAAUCAUGUAUACUGUAGCCUAAACAACCAACAUCUUACGGCAACAAUCUUCUGUGAUUUUUCUAAAGCUUUUGAUUGCAUAUACCAUGAUAUCCUAAUAAAACUGCUGAACUGCUGACCUACAUUUUCAAAUUAAUACUGUCAACAGAACAAAUUUCUGAAAUUUGGAAAAUUGCUAAAAUAAUACCUAUUUACUCUGUAACUUUCAAGUCAAAAAUUAUUAACUCAAAAAUUUUCGAAAUUAUCCUGAAUCGGUCGCUAUUUAGUCACGCAAAAGAACUCAUCUCUGUAGACCAGCAUGGUUUUUUAGCGGGCGAUCUUGUGUUACUAACUUAUCCUGUCUGUCUAGCCACAUCUGUGAAUCACUUGAUGUUAAUACUCGAGUCGAUGUUAUUUAUACCGACUUCCAAAAGGCCUUUGAUCGGAGAGAUCACUAUAUUUUGCUGCAUAAAUUAACUCAGUAUGGUGUUUCAGGGAGAUUAUUUAAUUUAUUUCAUUCCUAUUUGAUUGGUAGAUCUCUAGAAUAUGUUGAAUAUCGAAACUUUUUAACGUAACGUCGGGUGUGCCACAGGGCUCGAACCUGGGUCCGCUCCUGUUUAGUUUUUUUAUAAAUGACUUGAUUGAGUCACUCACUUGUCAUAGGCUGGCUUUUGCCGAUGAUUUGAAGCUAUAUAUAAGCUAUGUAUAUGGUUUGGAGGAUUGUGUUUUUCUUCAGAACUGUUUAAAUACAUUGGAGGUAUGGUGCGCUGUUAACAGGUUAGGCUUGAAUGCGGAUAAAUGUAGUGUGGUCAGUUACUCUAGAUCUAUUCUGCUUGGAAGAUUGGAUAAUAUUGGCAUUAGAGGGGUUCCAAAUAAUCUAAUAAAAUCUUAUUUAACUAAAAGGUUGCAGGAAAUAAACAUAUCAGGACAACAUAGCCAUGAAUCCAUAGUAGAGUGCGGUGUUCCUCAGGGUAUGGUGCUUUCUUUGUUGCUGUUUAUUAUCUACAUAAAUGGCAUUUUAUCAGUUAUAAAUGAGGGUUUUGUAACUGCUUUGCUGAUGACACUGCAAUUAUAAUAUGUGGGGAAACCUGGGAAAUUGCUAAGAAAAAUGCUGAAAUAGCGAUGAAAAAAAUUAAAGAUUGGCUGGAUAAUAGCAUGCUUCCAUUAAAUGUUGAUAAAACCAAAUUCGUUACCUUUUCAAUUUUAAGUUCAUAUCUACCUAACUAUCAACAAAUAAAAUUUGCAUGAAUCACAGUGCAUGAUAACUAUUAACUGUAAAUGUGAGAAAACAAUAGGGAGAAAAACCAGUUUAAAAUACUUGGGAAUUAUCAUCGACCAAAAUUUGUCAUGGAAAGAACAAGUUAAAAGCGUAGCUGAUAAAAUUAGAAAACUGAUCUUUAAAUUUUAUGAGCUAAGAAACGUAUUAGAUUUUAAAACACUAAAAACAGUUUAGUUUUCACUAGUUGAAUCAAUAAUAUGUUAUGGGCUUGUGAUAUGGGGGAGUGCGGGUGUGACUAUUUUGGAGAAGCUCAUUAUAGCACAGAAAUGGAUCAUUAAGGUAAUGCUUUUUAAAACUAAAAGAUACCCUACAAAUCUAGUUUACAAAGACAGCAAUUUGCUAAACAUAAAAUAGCUUUUCAUUAAGUCAGUUAUAAGAAUCAUGCUAAAAACAGAUUUUUAUAAAAGAAGUAUAUCUCAUGGUUGCAAUACUAGAUUGGCUUCUCAGAAUAAUGUUUGCCUACAGAAUCCUAGACUUACAAUUUGUCAAAAUCAUGUUUGCUGUAUUGGUCCAAAAAUUUAUAAUAGUCUACCUCAAGAAUUUAAAAAUAAAUCAUAUAAAAAUGUAAAAAAAAAAAUUGGUAAAUGGAUACUUGAUAGUAAUUAUGAAACUAAUUAUCUAAUAUAAAAAAAAAUAUAUAUUUAGUAUUAAUAGUUAUAUUUUCAGUAAGUUUCUUUUUAGUAUAAUCUAUAAUAUAAAAAGUAUUUGUUACAAUAAUUAAAAUUUAGUGAGUAAAGUAUUUCUAAAAUUUGCAUUUUUGUUAGGUAAAUAU
This is a messenger RNA of Anthonomus grandis grandis, 5543 nucleotides long. RefSeq lists its product as uncharacterized. The record is from RefSeq and is a predicted model, not a curated record. The transcript is spliced from 2 exons. Lineage: Eukaryota; Metazoa; Arthropoda; Insecta; Coleoptera; Curculionidae. The coding region runs from base 388 to 1722 and encodes 444 amino acids.